This is a messenger RNA of Nothoprocta perdicaria, 1542 nucleotides long. RefSeq names its product G protein subunit alpha i3 (gene GNAI3). Gene Ontology annotation, cellular component: heterotrimeric G-protein complex. Gene Ontology annotation, molecular function: G protein-coupled receptor binding; GTPase activity; GTP binding. The record is from RefSeq and is a predicted model, not a curated record. The transcript is spliced from 9 exons. Lineage: Eukaryota; Metazoa; Chordata; Aves; Tinamiformes; Tinamidae. Gene Ontology annotation, biological process: adenylate cyclase-modulating G protein-coupled receptor signaling pathway. The coding region runs from base 112 to 1176 and encodes 354 amino acids.
CCGCCUCACGGAGCCGCCCGGCCUGAGGGAAGAGGCGAGAGUCGAGGCGCGGCCCCGGCCCCGCUCCCGCUCCGUGGGCCGCGCUCCGCGGCCGCCCCUCCCGCCGCCGCCAUGGGCUGCACGCUGAGCGCCGAGGACAAGGCGGCCGUGGAGCGGAGCAAGAUGAUCGACCGCAACCUGCGCGAGGACGGCGAGAAGGCGGCCAAGGAGGUGAAGCUGCUGCUGCUCGGUGCUGGAGAGUCUGGUAAAAGCACCAUCGUGAAGCAGAUGAAGAUUAUUCACGAGGAUGGCUAUUCAGAGGAAGAAUGCAAACAGUAUAAAGUGGUUGUCUACAGCAAUACUAUCCAGUCCAUUAUUGCGAUCAUAAGAGCCAUGGGAAGACUAAAGAUAGACUUUGGGGAAGUUGCCAGAGCUGACGAUGCCCGCCAGCUGUUCGUGCUGGCUGGGAGCGCGGAGGAGGGCGUGAUGACCACCGAGCUGGCCGGCGUCAUUAAGCGCUUGUGGAGAGACGGCGGCGUCCAAGCCUGCUUCAGCAGAUCCAGAGAGUAUCAGCUCAACGACUCGGCGUCAUAUUACCUCAAUGACUUGGAUAGAAUAUCCCAGCCGACCUAUAUUCCGACUCAGCAGGAUGUGCUGCGCACCAGAGUCAAGACGACGGGCAUCGUGGAGACUCACUUCACCUUCAAGGACCUGUACUUCAAGAUGUUUGAUGUCGGUGGCCAGCGCUCGGAGAGGAAGAAGUGGAUCCACUGCUUCGAAGGGGUGACAGCCAUCAUCUUCUGCGUGGCCCUCAGCGACUACGACCUCGUGCUGGCCGAGGACGAGGAGAUGAACCGGAUGCACGAGAGCAUGAAGCUCUUUGACAGCAUUUGUAACAACAAAUGGUUUACGGACACGUCCAUCAUUCUCUUCUUGAACAAGAAGGACCUCUUUGAAGAAAAGAUUAAGAAAAGCCCACUAACGAUCUGCUAUCCAGAGUACACAGGCUCCAACACGUACGAGGAAGCAGCUGCGUACAUCCAAUGUCAGUUUGAAGACCUGAACCGGAGGAAAGACACCAAGGAGAUCUACACGCACUUCACCUGCGCCACCGACACCAAGAACGUGCAGUUCGUGUUCGACGCCGUCACCGAUGUCAUCAUUAAGAACAACCUGAAGGAGUGCGGGCUCUACUGAGGAGCGCUGGGGGAAGGAGCUUUGACGCCGGGGCGUUUGGAGAAGCGGGCUCCGCUGCCUCGUGGGGACGGCCACAAGCACGAGGAGCAGCCGGGGGACGCAAGCAGCAUGCGGAAUCGUUGCAUUCUUUAGCACAAUCUUCUGUAGUAGGGACCUUUUUUAAAUUGAUACGGGAUGUUGAAGCUAGAUGGAAGUGGAACGACUGUUAGUGUGACUAGAUCAUCCAGGCGUCGCUUGGAUGGCGUUGCUCUCAAAUGUGUACAGCUGUUGUGAAGUUGAGGUGCUGGAUUCCAGGCCUUCAAUAUGUAGCUUUCUCUCUUUCCUUUGGUUAACAAGCCACCACUAGUCUGUUUUUAAGGGUUUUAU